ACUUAACAGAACUUUCCUCAAAUAAAGGAAGAACAUAAACGAUAACUAAUCAAAUCAAAAACCACAAAUUCAACCUUCAUUUCAGAAGCCUUUCUUUCUGAGACUCAAUGGCAACCAAGAUCGACGGAAUUGAAGACGAAGAAAUUUCAAAGCUCGAAGAAGGCACUGUCGUUUCCGCCAUUGCUCGCCUCUGUCCCUCCAAUUCAGUCGUCAUCAUCCAAAAGGUAAUCGCGGAAUUGAUCGGGACGUACUUCGUGAUCUUCAGCGGAUGUGGGGCGGUGGCGGUGAACAAAAUAUACGGAUCAGUGACAUUUCCGGGAAUCUGUGUGGUUUGGGGAUUGAUUGUAAUGGUAAUGGUGUAUUCGGUGGGACAUGUCUCUGGAGCGCAUUUCAACCCUGCUGUUACUUUCACCUUCGCCCUUUUUCGUCGUUUCCCCUUCUGGCAGGUGCCAAUAUACACAGGAGCUCAACUAAUGGGGUCCCUUCUCGCAAGCUGCACAUUGGAUCUAAUGUUUGAAGUGACCCCAGAAGCCUUCUUUGGAACAGUGCCCGUUGGAUCCAAUGUUCAAUCUUUGGUUCUUGAAAUUAUCAUCACAUUUCUCUUGAUGUUUGUCAUCUCUGGUGUCUCCACCGAUAAAAGAGCCGUAGGAGAAUUGGGUGGAAUUGUGGUUGGAAUGACCAUUCUCUUGAAUGUUUUCGUCGCCGGGCCGAUUUCUGGAGCUUCUAUGAAUCCGGCAAGGACUAUUGGACCAGCCAUAGUGAAACGGCAGUUUAAAGGACUAUGGGUUUACAUAGUAGGACCCUUUAUCGGAGCGGUCGCCGGUGGAUUUGUCUAUAACCUAAUGAGAUACACAGACAAGCCGCUGCGGGAGAUUACCAGAAGCACUUCAUUCCUCACCGGCACCCUGAAAUCAUAACCGCCGGCCUCACUCUUCACCACCACAAUAUGAACUAGUAGAACACUGUUCAGUCGUUCAUUUAUGUAUAUAAUUUGUUGUCUCCGUCAAUUGUCCUUCUUUUA
Molecule: messenger RNA, 1021 nt
Organism: Cucumis melo (muskmelon)
Lineage: Eukaryota; Viridiplantae; Streptophyta; Magnoliopsida; Cucurbitales; Cucurbitaceae
Gene: NIP4-1
Product: aquaporin NIP4-1
Biological process (GO): transmembrane transport
Cellular component (GO): membrane
Molecular function (GO): channel activity
Source: RefSeq, marked validated